AUGCUGAGCGCCAUGGCAGGGCAAGAGAUGCUGGCGAUAUUUCUAGGAUGGAACGCGAUUCCUGUCCUUGUGGCCGUGAGCAUCCUCUGCGUUCUUCUCUGCGCAUGCAUGAGCAAGGGCGCCAAGGAAACAGUGCGGGACAUACUACAGCGCGAUCCAGAUACAACUCUCUUCUUCUCCUACUACGAGGAGCUCAAGCAGGGCGCCUGGGACAAGCCGAGUCUGAGCAAACAUCACGCAACUCGAAGCUUGGUGGUGUUCGCUCCUGUCAACUCGGCGCUGCAGAGCAACGUCGGGCAGAGGCUUCUCAUGUCGCUGAAUGAGCAGGAGUGGAGGAAGUAUCUUCUUUCCCAUGUCGCCCUGUCCCAAGUGCUGGACCCAGCAUCGCUGGAGAAACUCGGAAGGGACUCAGCCGUGACGACCGUGACGGGGAUAGGAUAUCCUUUGUCAACGCUCUUCAGCAAGUACACGGACGGCACGGACCGAGUGCUGGCGGCUCGCCGGGCGAGCAACGGGUGGGUCUACAAGGUCCCUGCCCUCCUUCCGGCAGAGGACUUGUUCGCGAGGAAGACGGACGAUUGA
Molecule: messenger RNA, 582 nt
Organism: Guillardia theta CCMP2712
Lineage: Eukaryota; Cryptophyceae; Pyrenomonadales; Geminigeraceae
Exons: 8
Coding region: 1-582 (193 amino acids)
Source: RefSeq, a predicted model, not a curated record